This is a messenger RNA of Balaenoptera acutorostrata (minke whale), 3934 nucleotides long. RefSeq names its product Protein FAM169B (gene FAM169B). NCBI's taxonomy places the organism in Eukaryota, Metazoa, Chordata, Mammalia, Artiodactyla, Balaenopteridae. The record is from RefSeq and is a predicted model, not a curated record.
GCGGGAGCAUGGAGGCGGAGGCCGCGGGCCGGACUGCAGCAGGCAUUUACCCAGUGGAUAUUUUGGAAGAUGACCCUGCUGGGCAUCGGGAAGCGGCUCUGGCUUACUGUGCCACUCUUGGGGAAGGAGCAUGGCCCUCACCAGAGGUUAUCUCUCUUCCCACUGGGGAGCAGGUUAAACUUGAAGCUUCGUCUGUUUGCUUUUGCACUGUGCACUGUGAUGAACCUCAACAUAAAAUCUUGGUCUUGGUUAAUCCCCAGGACACAAAGACAGUUGUGGCUGUUUACGUGAAGGAGUCCUGGUGGACCACUGAAGAUGUACUAAGAACCUCUGAUCCUGCAAGAGAAGGUCUGAUGAAGGUUCAGUCAUUUGGGGAAAGGAUUGUGCUUUUCAUUCUAAACGUCGUUAUUUUUGGAAGACUGGAGAGGAAUUUGGAUGAUGAUGACAUGUUUUUUUUACCUCACUCUGUGAAGGAGGAGGCUAAAAUUCUGUGGAGAGACGGAGCAGCUGUUGGAUUUUACACAACCAAAAGGAAAGGCAGCCUGUGUGGUGAUGGCACGGGUGUGUGCUACCUGCUGCCUGUCUUAGACACGUUUGUCCGGAGGAACCAUCGCCGCCAGGGCCUGGGCCUGGCCAUGCUGAGGGACUUCUGCCAGACGUUCCGAGAGGACGAGGCCCUGGGCAUCAGCUGGCCCAUCUCCCCUGCCAUGUACCAAGUCUGUAGGAAGUUCCUGGCGGCGCAUCCAGAGGAGCGGGGGCGCCUGUGGGAGGCGGAGCCCCCAGGAGCCUGGGGCCAGCGAGUCAACAUCUGGCUGAAGGUUCAGCUUCAACAGGCAAGGCGUCCAGAUUCUCACCCAGGAAAUUCCAAGGAGGAAGUGACUGCUCAUGGGCGCACUUCUCAAGACAGUGGACCCGGAAUAUCCCAUAAUGGAGAAGACAGCAAGGAGAGGAUCAGUGGAGAAGAACUGGAGAAGAAUGAUCGAGAUUGCGCAGUGACAGAAGCAGCUGGGUGGCUUGGGAGAGCAUGCUGGGCUGAGCAGGAGGGGAAGGAAGCCAAGAGCAUGGCGGUGGAUGCCGGGCUGCCCCCAGGGAUGAAUUUGUAAAGACUGCACCGGAGCCACAUGACUACGCCUCUUUCUUCAGCACAAGAAAGCUCAGGGCUGCCCCGUCCACACUGCAGAAGUCCCUCUGGGGUUUGCCCACGACAGCCCUGCUGUAACUGCGAGACCCCGGACACCAGAGGGGUUUCCAAGGAGACACGUUUCUUUCUGGAGAAGCUUCAGCCACCUCGGAAGCUCCCUGAGGGCAGGGCCAGGCUGCCUGGUGCACACCCAGGCCUCUGGCUCACGUCUGGCUGGUGCAGGAGGCGCUCAGAGCGGGCCCCAGGCGGGCGCCAGGAUAUAGCAGCACCUACUUCCCAAGGGAACUGCCGGAGGGGACUUCGGGCUGAUGGCCCUUCUAUAGUAUUGGUGCCUUCAGCGGACAGGCUUGUGCUAAUAAAGGUGACUGUAAAGGUGACAGCCUGGCCCGCACGUGACAGCAGCCCCCCUUUCUACAUACCUACACAGCCCUGCUCUGGCACGUGUCCAGCCGCUGUCAGGGUUCCUGCGCCCCGGACCUCAGUGAGGACAGGCGAGGCUGGCCGUGGCCAGUGCUGCUGCCUGUUCACAGGGUAAGGCACAGUCCAGGCAGCUUCGCGAGGUCUCAGAGCCUGUCUCCUGAGAGCAGGAUGGGCUUUCUCCGCAGUCAGCAUGGGCUCUCCCAGGGUCAGUAGGAUUCUUUCCAGGGAAGGCUGGUCAGGUCGUCUUGGGGCGGGCAACCCAAGUGCCGCCUUGACUUCUGGAGAAUGCAGACCUGAUUGUAUCACCAAGGACACCCCACCCCCACUGUGGCUCAACACUGUCUUUGCAGCACCCAGGGCCUGUCACAGAGGGCCCUGCUGACGCCGCACCCGCCUCUGGGCUCGCCCGCCCUGUCUUCUGUUUCCCGGCUGCCUGGGCCUCCCCAUCCUCAGACACACCAGAGUCUCACUUAGGGUCUGCUGGGGGUCUGUGCCUUCCCCUCCCUCCCCACUCCCUCCUGCAUGCACACACACACACGCGCACACACAUCAGGCUCGUUCCUGCUUACAUAUCUGGUUUCAGCUCAGGUGUCCCCUCCUUCCCACGUGGCCUCGAAGCACUGGUCACUCGCUGGGCCUCCCUGAGCUUCCUCAGGAGUGAGGGGUGACACCUUCCUUCUGUUCCUCUGCUGCUAGGCCCUGGAGAGGUGGGUGGAAGGACAGUUUCAACCUUUUAGGGACAUAGUGAAGUCCGUCCUGGAGGCUGGGUGUGGGAAGAAGACGACUGCUGCCGAGCGCUGGCAAGAUACUUGCUGCUUCCCUGAGUGGUUAAAGGGUACAUGGGGUGGGACCUCUGUUACUUAUUUACGCACCCAUGUGUCCAUCCAUCCUUCCAUCCUUCCACCCAUCCAUCUCCCUGUCCCUCUCUUGCUCUCUCCCUCCAUCUCUCCGCUCAUCUUCCCACCCACGUAUUUACCCAUCUGUUCACAUCUAUCCAUCCAUCCAUCCUGCUGUACAACAGACAUUCAGUGUGCUUGCUCAGGGCCAAGCCCUGUGCUGGGCACAGGGAACAUAUGGAUAAGUGAAGCAUGGUCCCUGGACUCAAGGAAAUUCUUUUCUGGAAGGGUCCGUCCUGGAAUCUUCCAAUACGCUUGUCUCUCUCACAUUCGUUAGAAAGAGGGACGAGUCCAACUGAAUAGAAACAGUUUAGAGCUCCACACAGAGACGUGAAGUCCCGCAGUGCACGUAGGCUCUCUGGGAAGGAGGCACAGCCAUACAAGUGGUCUCAAGUCUGUAGCCGAGGGGCUGCUGUGUGUGACGUCAGACGUAACCUUUCACAUGUGGUGUAGAUGUGAACUGUGAACAUUUCACUGUUUGAGAUAAAUCACUGGUGCUUUCUAUUUACGAGGAAAUGAACUGAUCAAAGCGGCUCAGGGGUUUGAUGAAGUUACUAUCAAUAAGAGAAUCCUCCCAAGGAAGAAAAACUGAUGUGUUGAUGUAAUUCAUUUAAAGAUGUACGAACAAAUCACAUGGCAUUAGAGGGAAGCAUGGUGGAGCUCAGAGCAGCCGCUCCCUGGCAGCACACAGCCCUGUCGGCCUGGGGCUCUCUGCAGGGUUCCUUCCAAGUGGCAGGCGUGCACGAGGACUGUCAGAGAGGCUGUGCAUGGUGUGUUUUAUUUUUAUUUUUUAAAAAUUUAUUUUAUUAUUUUUUUAUUGGAGUAUAAUUGCUUUACAAUGUUGUUUUAGUUUCUGCUGUACAAUGAAGUGAAUCAGCUAUAUGUAUACCUAUAUCCUCUCCUUCUUAGGCCUCCCCUCCCUCCCCCAUCCCACCCAUCUAGAUUGUCACAGAGCACCAAGCUGAGCUUCCUGUGCCUUAUAGCAUGUUCCUGCUAGCUAUCAGUUUUACAUAUGGUAGUGUAUAUAUGUCAAUCCUAAUCUCCCAAUUUGUCCCACCCUCCCCUUUCCACCCUGUGUCCACAUGUCUGUUCUCUACGUCUGUGUCUCUAUUUCUGCCCUGCAAAUAGGUUCAUUUGUACCAUUUUUCUAGAUUCCACAUAUAUGCGUUAAUAUACAAUAUUUGUUUUUCUCUUUCUGUCUUACUUUGCUCUGUAUGACAGACUGUAGGUCCAUCCACAUCUCUACAAAUGACCCAAUUUCGUUCCUUUUUAUGGCUAAGUAAUAUUCCAUUGUAUAUAUGUACCACAUCUUCUCUAUCCAUUCAUAUGUUGAUGGACACUUAGGUUGUUUCCAUGUCCUGGCUAUUGUAAAUAGUGCUACAAUGAACAUUGGGGUACAUAUGUCCUUUUGAAUUUUGAAUUAUGGUUUUCUCAGGGUAUAUGCCCAGUAGUGGGAUUGCUGGGUCAUAUGGUAGUU